This is a messenger RNA of Branchiostoma belcheri (Belcher's lancelet), 1692 nucleotides long. RefSeq names its product glycine receptor subunit alphaZ1-like. The transcript has 11 exons. Gene Ontology annotation, biological process: chloride transmembrane transport; nervous system process; chemical synaptic transmission. Lineage: Eukaryota; Metazoa; Chordata; Leptocardii; Amphioxiformes; Branchiostomatidae. Gene Ontology annotation, molecular function: chloride channel activity; neurotransmitter receptor activity; extracellular ligand-gated monoatomic ion channel activity. Bases 85 to 1608 code for a protein of 507 amino acids. The record is from RefSeq and is a predicted model, not a curated record. Gene Ontology annotation, cellular component: membrane; neuron projection; synapse.
UGUAGGUGCUCAGUGCAGUUUUUCUUCUGGAGCUGACGGUGUUUGGAGAGAAUUGCUGGUUCGUAGCAGGAAUAUUUGUCGAGAAUGGAUGGUGGAAAGUUGGGCUGUUGGGUGUUUGCCCUGGCAAUUGCCCUCAUGGUGCAGACUUCACUGAGUCAAACAGAAACAACAACUGGGCCCACCAACACCACUAGUACUGGAGGUAAUGGUGGAGGUCAGGGCAGUGGGCAGGGUGGCUCGUGUGUGGGUGGAGCGUCCGACACCGCGGACUGGGGAGCCUGGCUCAGGUGGCGCAGUGGGGAGAUACUGUACGCCAUGAACUACACCAAUGCCACAAGACCUGGAGAUCCCAACAACCGCUGGAUUGAUGUUUCUGUGGGCGUCCGUCUCAGCAACAUCGGGUCCCUGUCUGAGUCAUCCAUGCAAUUUGAGAUGAGUAUUGACCUGUUCCUGAGCUGGUUUGACGACCGCCUGGCCGGUAUGUCCAGCCACAUGACUCCUGUACCAGGCCGGCAUCUCUGGAACCCUGUGUAUGCCAUGGGGGAGAAGGUGGACCCCCUGUGCUCUGACGAGGGCUGUCUCACACAAAGUGACGACCAGAUCUCCACCUGGCUCUGCCCUGAUGGAAAUGUGCACCACAUCGCAAAGCAGGAUGUGAAGAUCACCUGUGCCAUGAACCUGCGCUUCUAUCCACUGGACAAGCAGGAGUGCACCUUCGAGAUCCAUGGAUACGACAGCAUGCGGUUUGUGCUGAACCCCAGUUUCCAGUGGGUGGUGCCGGGCGUUCCCGUGGUAACCGACGCCACGUCUAUCCACUCCCAGUUCGAGGUGACCCAGGUCGACUUCCAGGCCAAGUACAACUCCUUCCUCUCCAGCGUCCAUCACUGUUCCUACCAUAAGGGAUCCUAUGGCUAUGUCACUGAUGCCUGCACCAAGCAGUGUGAGAACUACGGUGGAAGCAAGCUGUCAGGAGCAGAAGAUCCAUGUGACGACACCAACAAAGGAAGCCCCAACACCUACACAACCCUGGCCAUCACCAUGUACAUGAAGCGUCGGCUGUCCUACUACAUGAUGGAGAUCUACGUGCCCAGCAUCACCAUCGUGUGCCUGUCCUGGGUCGCCUUCUGGAUCAACCGCGCCGCCGUGCCGGCCCGCGUGGCGCUCGGCAUCACCACCGUGCUCACCAUGAUCACACAGAGCACACGGGUGGUCGACAUGCCACAGAUCUCCUACGUGCGUGCCAUCGAUGCCUGGCUCCUGGCCUGCCAGUGCAUGGUGUUUGGUGCCCUUCUGGAGUAUGCCAUCGUCAACUACUACGAUCGCAAGCAUAAGCCCAAGACCGCUGCCGCCGCCCCUACCCACCCUGUGAAGGUGGUGAGGCUCCCAAACCCCCCCAGCGAGAAGGGGGUCAUAAACGGCAGCGGCGAGAAGGGCUCCAUGAACGGCCACACCAAGCCCGCCGAGCCGCCCAAGAAACCCAAGAACCCGGAGGACGAGGGGAUCGCUGCAAUCAUCGACAAGGCCGCCCGGAUCCUGUUCCCGCUGAGCUACAUCGGCUUCAACAUCUUCUACUGGGUGUACUACUCUGUGGCUGACCAGCACCACUAAGGGCAGUGUUCAUACACUCCCAAAGCAUGUCGGCAGAAUGUACUGUGCCUGUAUGAGACCUGGAUUUUUCACAGUUUUUGUUGA